Molecule: messenger RNA, 592 nt
Organism: Hyphopichia burtonii NRRL Y-1933
Lineage: Eukaryota; Fungi; Ascomycota; Pichiomycetes; Serinales; Debaryomycetaceae
Gene: RPL30
Product: 60S ribosomal protein eL30
Exons: 1
Coding region: 231-554 (107 amino acids)
Cellular component (GO): cytosolic large ribosomal subunit
Molecular function (GO): RNA binding; structural constituent of ribosome
Source: RefSeq, a predicted model, not a curated record
UUAAGACCGGAGUGUAUUAAUACAUCAACAAACGCAGAGAUGGUCCGUAUCUUCUAAUAUUUUCAAGAAGAAGAAAAGUGAAUGGCUUGCCUCGGGCAGUACUUGCUUUCGCAAUGGAAGCAGUAUAGGGCCACGUUAUAUCUCUGGUUCAACCAGAGGUAUGAUGAUACGACUAUCUCGUAGACCUUUUUUCUUUUUCAUUCAAGAUGAAUAAGUUAUACUAACAGUAAAUGCAGGCCCCAAAAUCAAAGAAUCAAGAAAACAUUAACGCCAAAUUAGGUUUGGUUAUCAAAUCUGGUAAAUAUACCUUAGGUUACAAGUCUGCCGUUAAAUCUUUAAGAACCGGUAAGGCUAAAUUGAUUAUCAUUGCCGGUAACACUCCAGUUUUAAGAAAAUCUGAAUUGGAAUAUUACGCUAUGUUAUCAAAAACCCAAGUUUACUACUUCCAAGGUGGUAACAAUGAAUUAGGUACCGUUUGUGGUAAAUUAUUCAGAGUUGGUACUUUAGCUAUCUUGGAUGCUGGUGACUCUGAUAUCUUGUCUUCUAUUAACUAAGUUAAUUUUAUAUAAUCUUUGUAUAGUAAUAGACUUGA